This is a messenger RNA of Ipomoea triloba (trilobed morning glory), 1095 nucleotides long. RefSeq names its product protein FAR1-RELATED SEQUENCE 5-like. The record is from RefSeq and is a predicted model, not a curated record. Gene Ontology annotation, molecular function: zinc ion binding. NCBI's taxonomy places the organism in Eukaryota, Viridiplantae, Streptophyta, Magnoliopsida, Solanales, Convolvulaceae. The coding region runs from base 1 to 1095 and encodes 364 amino acids. Gene Ontology annotation, biological process: regulation of DNA-templated transcription. The transcript has a single exon.
AUGGAGGUGCAUGGGCUUGCUGAGUAUAGGUGGCUUCAGUUGAUGUUUAAGUUACAUGCAUUUUGUAUUCCUGCUUUUUUUCGGGACUUACCUAUGAGUGGUUUCGUGCGAACUACGUCUCGGUCCGAAUCCCAAAAUAGUUCAUUUGGAGGCUGUACUAAUUGCCAUGCAAGCUUAGUGGAGUUUUUUAUUCACUUUGAAGGUGCGAUUGGUAGUCAAAGGCAUAAGCAGGCUAAGCUCGAUGCUGCAUGUGAGGGAUAUUUGCCCGUGGUUAAGACGCCUUUGGUAAUUGAGCGUUAUGCUGCUGCCGUUUAUACCAUUACUAUUUUCUAUGACGUGCAGGCAGAGAUUGUUGUUGGUUGCUUUGAGUGCUGUGUUUUGUCGUUUGCGGUAGAUGGUGAUGUAAAAUGCGUUGAAGUAGAGGGGGCAAAUGGUGUUGUGUGUGUUGUUGUCUUUCAUAUGGCUGAAACUACUGCUUCUUGUUCGUGUUGGAUGUUUGAGCGUGUUGGGUUGCUUUGUAGGCAUAUUUUUCUUGUUUUGAAGGAUGCUCGUGUAGACUCCAUUUUGGCGUGCUACGUUGUCUCUCGGUGGACAUGUAAUGCGUACAAGCGUCCGAUUUAUGAUAUAGAUGGUGUGCACGAAGCUUCUGCUUUGCGUGGGAACUCUAGCAAGGGCGCCAUGAAGGAGGUUUGGAAUGAUUUUUAUAGUUGCGUUGCACUUGCUGGGGAUAACCCCGAUCAUGUAUCGGAGUUGUCUCGUAUUUUGAAGGAGUUGAAACUGUCAUUUAUGGAUGUGGACAGUACUUUGGGUUCGUCGGUGGGUAAGCCUGGUGUUAUUCAUUCCUUUGGUGGUGUGCUUGCGUCUUCAGAGAUUAUUGUCCACCCUCCUACUAUUGCUAAGAAUAAGGGGUCUGGGAAGCGGUUCAAAACUGCAAAAGAGCUUGCUCUGGAGAAAGCCGCGCAAUUUACUCGUGAGUGCGCCACGUAUCAUAAAUGCAAUGGCCAUGACAGCCGUAACUGCCCAUUAAAUCCAAAAUCAAAGUCAAAUGUCCAGGUACAGUCGAAGGCAAAGGCAAAGUCCAAGGCCAAUGCGUAG